UAUGAGGGAAGAUCUUUUGGAUGAUUUUAUUCCUUCUCAACACUGUUCGUGGACAGUAUAAAUAGGCUUCCAAGGUGGCUAGUUCUUCAUCAAGCCUAAGCAGUUUUAAAGUUUGCAAAGAAGCUUCAUACAGGUCUCAAAUUAGAUACCCAAAAACGCUUCUCUGCUGCAUAUAGCAAUGGAUGUGAUCGCAAGUAUGGUUGCAGACAGGCCAAUGGUAAUCUUCAGCCGGACCACUUGUUGCAUGAGCCACACCAUCAAGACUCUCAUCAGUGGCUUCGGGGCGAACCCGACAGUUUACGAGCUCGAUGAGGUUCCGAACGGGCAACAAGUUGAGAGGGAACUGCAACAGAUGGGGUGCAAUCCCAGUGUACCAGCUGUUUUCAUAGGCCAGCAGCUCAUUGGAGGAGCUAACCAAGUCAUGUCCCUCCAGCUCAGGAACCAGGUUGCCCCAUUGCUCAUAAGGGCUGGAGCUAUAUGGAUUUGAAAGAUAAAGCAUACUCCUAUUAACUCAAAUAAAGUGAUAAAUGGUUUUGGUAUAUCUGGGUUUCCCUUUUGGAUUUUGCAUGUGUCAGUCUGUCUACAUACUUUUGCAGAGAGUCCUUGUACCGUUGUACGCUAUUUUUGGGGCUGACCAGGGUUAUAUGUUAUAGUAUUUACCUUGUACUAACUUGUAUUUUUACUUGCAUAUGCUUAA
This is a messenger RNA of Hibiscus syriacus, 697 nucleotides long. RefSeq names its product monothiol glutaredoxin-S1-like. NCBI's taxonomy places the organism in Eukaryota, Viridiplantae, Streptophyta, Magnoliopsida, Malvales, Malvaceae. The coding region runs from base 179 to 487 and encodes 102 amino acids. The record is from RefSeq and is a predicted model, not a curated record. The transcript has a single exon.